Molecule: messenger RNA, 147 nt
Organism: Trypanosoma brucei brucei TREU927
Lineage: Eukaryota; Euglenozoa; Kinetoplastea; Trypanosomatida; Trypanosomatidae
Exons: 1
Coding region: 1-147 (48 amino acids)
Source: RefSeq, a predicted model, not a curated record
AUGGUCCACGAGUAUUUGGUGACGAUCCCAACUUUCAUUCUCUUGUGCCAUAGAUGUCUCCCCCUAUGCGGUGGAAGUGGCUUCACAGCUCGACUAAACGCAGAAAAUAAAAACACCGCCGGAAAGACCCACGAAACUGUGUGUUAA